Molecule: messenger RNA, 1264 nt
Organism: Tuber melanosporum (Perigord truffle)
Lineage: Eukaryota; Fungi; Ascomycota; Pezizomycetes; Pezizales; Tuberaceae
Exons: 4
Coding region: 1-1119 (372 amino acids)
Biological process (GO): L-glutamine metabolic process; oxaloacetate metabolic process
Cellular component (GO): mitochondrion
Molecular function (GO): omega-amidase activity
Source: RefSeq, a predicted model, not a curated record
AUGCGCUCAACACUCGGGGUGUGGUUACAAUCGCCACGAGUCAAGGGGAAUAUCCCUAACACGGCCACAACUGUUGCACCUGUUUCCCGUACUCGUACUCGUAGGCUUGCUACCGCGCCACAAAUUACCCCUCCCCCACCAUCCAUGUUCCGGCGAGUCAUCUCCUCUCUUGCCUCCAUCUCUCCAUUCCCCGCAGCAGCCUCUACCAAACCAAUGACAUCACCUCUUAAACGCCCGGUCAAACUUGCCUUGAUCCAGCUUGCUACUGGAAACGACAAGGACGCGAAUCUAAAGCGGGCAUCCGAGAAAGUGGCCGAAGCCGCAAAGAAUGGAGCAAACAUCGUUGUCCUCCCGGAAUGCUUCAACUCCCCCUAUGGCACGGAGCACUUCCCAAACUACGCCGAACCGAUCCCAACCCCGGCGCGGACCUUCCCCACUUCCGAAACCCCCUCCUACACAACCCUCUCAACACUCGCCUCCACGCACAAGAUUUACCUAAUCGGGGGCUCAAUCCCGGAGCUGGACCCCGAAACCUCGGAACUCUAUAACACCUCGUUGACAUUCUCCCCGACCGGCGUGCUCCUUGCAAUACACCGGAAGAUCCACCUUUUCGACAUCGAUAUCCCUGGGAAAAUCAAGUUUAUAGAAUCGGAUGUACUAAGCCCGGGCUCAACGCCCACAUUGAUACUUACCGAGUACGGGUUUAUAGGAUUGGGAAUCUGUUACGACAUUCGCUUCCCUGAACUCGCCAUGAUCGCAGCGAGGAAGGGCGCGUUCCUGAUGCUCUACCCUGGAGCGUUCAACAUGACCACUGGUCCCAUGCACUGGGAAUUACUGGCCCGUGUAAGAGCUAUGGAUAAUCAGGUUUAUGUGGGCGUCUGCUCGCCCGCGAGGCGGAAAGACGGGGAGGGGUAUACCGCCUGGGGACAUAGCAUGGUUGUGGACCCCAAUGCAGAGGUGGUUGUGGCUACGGAAGAGAAGGAGGGGAUUGUGGAGUGGGAGUUGAAGCCGGAGAGGAUCUCUGAGGUUAGGAAGGGGAUCCCGAUUGGUGGACAGAGAAGGUUUGAUGUUUAUGCCGACGUGGCGGUUGCUGGGCCGACGAAAGGGACUGAGGGGUGAAUCCGUUUUUGAGGGUUAGGGGGACACCCAUCCAGCACUCCCUUUAGCUGGGGGGGGAGCUGUUGCUACUAUGGCGUUGGAGAUUUGAUGGGAUGUCAAAAUCCAACGCCUAAUAGCAAAUAAAUAAAUAUAAUAAGUGAAUGAA